AUGGACAACCAACAUGUUUUGUCUAUGGACCGGGGUGAUGAGGGCCCUCCGAUAAGUGCCCACUUCAGCCUGCCUUCGGAGGCUGUCAGCGACUAUGCGCAGACAGUGAAAUCUGCCAAAUCUGGCAAGAAGCCCUUGGGCGUGGCUGGUCAAUUCAUCAGGGCGUCCACUCGGACGCAUGAGGAGAAUGUGCAUUCAUUUGUGGGGCAAGUUCGAAGUUCCGUUGUGGCUGUAGUGGAAAGUGCCUUUGUGGCGAACACAAUGGCAGCGAUUGUGCUGGUGGAUGCUUUCUGCACCUGUGUCGACGUGGACUUCCGCGCUGCAAAAGAGAACACACCCGAGGUCUACAGAAUACUCUCGAACCUUUGCUUGAUUCUGUACACCGUUGAGCUGAUGUUUUUGCUCUGUUUGCAUGGGAUAAAGACUCUCACAGACAAGUUUGUUGCUAUCGAUGCCAUCAUCAUCGUGUCUGGCUGGUUAGAGCUUACUGUGGCAUUGCUUGCUAUAGGGGACUUCCACGGCGCUGUGCUCCUACGAUUGUUGAGACUGGCACGAAUCAUUCGACUGGUGCGGCUCUUGAGGAAAACCCGAGGCUUCAAGGAGCUACAAAAGUUGGUCACCAUGGGCGCCACGUGCAUGAAAGCUCUUGCCUGGUCCUUCCUCUUUUGCUUCAUCAUCAUGACAAUAUGGAGCAUGUUGAUGGUGGAGUUCGUUUACCCAUGCAUCGAACAGAUGCAACAGGAGUCAGGCAUUUUUGACGACUGCGAGUACUGUAGGAAGGCAACUUCCUCCGUCAUGCACGCGAACCUAUUGCUCUUUAAGACAGUCAUUGCUGGAGAUGGCUGGGGGCACAUUGCUGUGCCCGUGCUGGAAGCAUAUCCACUGACAGGUUUCAUUUUUAUAGGAUCCUUGCUGACGCUGGUCUUCGGAGUCCUGAAUCUCAUAGUUGCAGUCGUUGUUGACACAUUUGCAGAAUUCCGUGCCCGGGAUGUCAUGAAGUUGGCAGAGGAGAUGGAUGAGAAUUUUGAGACCGACAGAAAGUUUCUACAGAAGGUGUUCAAUCGCAUGGACAAGGAAGGCAAAGGCGAGCUGACCUUGGACGAACUUGUCGAGGGUGCUCGGCUAGAUCCUGAGUUUCAAAGCAGACUGCGAGUCAUGGACAUUGAUGAGCUGGAUUUGCAGCAGCUAUUUACAAUGAUCGAUGCAGACGGCUCUGGUGCCAUUGAGCCUGAUGAAUUCAUCGGUCCUUUGAGCCGCUGGGUUCACGACUCCAAGACGGCUCCACGGUUUAUCAAGUACAACAUGAUGCAGUCUCUGAACCAGCAGGAAGAGCUUUGCCGCCUUUCAGAAUAUCACUUCAAUGUGCUAGCCAACUGCAUGCGAGAGCUUUAUGCUUCUUUUGGAGAGUUGAAGAAGGAGCAACAACCUGUGCUCACGCGACCGACAAGCAGAAAGGGCACAGCACAAAAAGCUGAGCUCGGCUGCAACUCUGCCACGAGUUUUUCACGCCGCGAAAUGUCGACCAUCUCCCUCGAGUCGGCCCACUACGGCGUUGAGCAGCCGAACUGCUCUACCUUAGACACUGACGAGAUUGAGGUGAAGCAGAUCAGUUCCAUCUCUUCAGAUCCGGACCCCAAGAUGCUCGAGCAGCCGCAGCGAUCACCCUUCAAAGACGGGGAGGAGGGUGAUGCUCUUCGUUCGUAUUCCACACCUGAGAGUAGGUCGGAAAAAGGAUCGGAGAAAGAGUUCCAACGCGCUGAUGAUAUCAUCCGGCUUGCGCUGGAGACGCUGGAGCGUAGCAUGCGUGCUGCCACAGAGGAUGCACUGCGAAAGGCAGCCGAAAAAGUGGAAAACGCGCUGCAGGGCAAGCCGUUAUCGCCAGUUGAAAGGAAGCAGGAGACGCGAGCGAAACGCCCCUCACGCUUCACAGGCUUGCCGGGCUUCCCUGUGGUUGAGCCCUUCCAAUUCAAGCAUUUCGGAAGUGCCAAUGUAUCGCGCGCGGCAUCCUUCUCGCGGUUGUCUUCCCAAGAAAGAAUCAACCUGCCGGAAGACAGCACGGGCUUUGCGAGAAAAGUAUCAGAGGGGAACGCAAUGCCCAGCGAGAAGCCGGGCAUCAGCGUGCUUUCCGAUGAGAUGAACAGUAUUUGGUCCUAUGACUAG
Effrenium voratum is the source of this 2160-nucleotide messenger RNA. The record is from the annotation of a GenBank genome assembly. NCBI's taxonomy places the organism in Eukaryota, Dinophyceae, Suessiales, Symbiodiniaceae.